Molecule: messenger RNA, 4809 nt
Organism: Hyla sarda
Lineage: Eukaryota; Metazoa; Chordata; Amphibia; Anura; Hylidae
Gene: ADGRG2
Product: adhesion G protein-coupled receptor G2
Exons: 32
Coding region: 277-4422 (1381 amino acids)
Biological process (GO): adenylate cyclase-activating G protein-coupled receptor signaling pathway; cell surface receptor signaling pathway
Cellular component (GO): membrane
Molecular function (GO): G protein-coupled receptor activity
Source: RefSeq, a predicted model, not a curated record
UGAAGUGGAUGAGGCAGCAGUGAUAGACACACCCUACCCCUCCUCUAAGUGCUGGAGUGUGAGUGGUGUACGGGCAUGUACUGCUCAGGCACUCACAGAGUCACGCAGGGACAGAAGCAGCAGUACCGGGAUGUCACCUCACAGCUGCCCCAGGACUCACACAGCUGCGAGCCGCGGAGCAAAGUAGUCAGUGACUGGACCCUGAGGUGACUGCACUGGACAUAACCUGGAGGAAUGGUCUGACCUGCGCGGACCAGGGACUUCUACACAGGCAGGAUGUUGCUCCAUGGGAUCCUGAGUGCAGUAAUCGGCAAAACAACGCACCGUCAUGUGAAAUUAAAGAAUAUUCAGCCCAUAUGUAUAUUGAUGUGUAUUCUGACUAUCCCAGAAAUAGCUCAUGGAACUAGAUUUGAAUACAAAGCCGUCUUCAGUGCGCCAUGCGUGGAUCUUAUGACUUUAAGUACAUCUAUCCCUGAGCUGACUCAAUUUACUAUGUGCACAUACAUAAAGCUGGCUUCUUCUGACCCUUGGACUGCUUUCAUAUACCAAUUAACUACGUCCUCCAUCAAUGCUUAUGAAUUUGGUGUUCUUGGUGAUAGCAGCAGCUUGAAAAUAUGGAUGUUUGGCACUCAGAUAAAUGUGAUUGAAACACUAAACCCACAUACUUGGUACGAGAUCUGCAUUAUGUGGGAUGGCAAAGAUGGAUCAAUGGGAUUUUAUCUUGAUGGUACUCUAAAAGUAAACCGCAAACUGGAGAACAACACCAAACUGGUUGGAGGUGGCAGUGUGGUCCUCGGCUGCUCACAUUUUAAAGAACUAAAUGACUCUGUAUCUGUUGGGCUGGUUGGUGAGAUGUACAUGUUUAGGAUGUGGAACACUGCACAAACAUCCCAUUUCCAAAAGUGCAAGGAUGGGAAUGUUAUCAAGUGGAAAAUGUCUGACUGGAUCUACACCUCAAAAGUAGUGCAGCAAGAUUCAUCUUUGCACUGUGCAAAGGAAGAAGGAGAAGCUCCAACUUCAGGAACUUUAGGUCAGAUCAACAAUUACAUUCACAUGUUUCACAAAAGAUCUCUUCGAGAAACUACAGGGGGAGGACCCACUACUGUCCUGGAAGCUACAACUAAAUCUCCUAGUGUCCUUCCUGUUAAUUCACCAAGCCUCACUACAGGGGCUAACACAAUGACUGAUGGUUUUAAUACACUCUCAGUCGAAACCACAAAUAUAACUAAUGUCAGUGAAUUUACCAUUGGCACAUCCAGAAGCAAUACACUUUGGACAUCAUCAAUGAACACAAAUGUCAGCAAUGGAAAUGAUAGUUUCUCAAACAUAAGUACAUUUUCAACGUCUUCAAUUACUACCAACAUAAAUAAUGGGAGUAGUAGUUGGAGUAGUACUGUAACUUCUUGGCAAACAUCUUUGACCUCUGAGUCCCACCAAGUAACAAAUGGAAUUAUGAAUUGCUCCUUCAAUGACACCAGUGCAUUUCAGACAUGGCAAACAGAUCUCUGUAACACAACUUUGUGUAAUACAACAAGCCGUGAUCAUGGCUCAGCCUAUGAGAUGAUUAUUAAUGAGAUCAAUAAACUGGGUUGUGCACCGGCAGAAGUUGCAAUAAAGAACUAUCUACUGAGAAAUAAUUUAACGUUCUUUAUGAAAUCCUGCAGAGCUUUAGUAUUUGGAAUUGAUGAUACUACAAAGGACAUCUGUACCUUAAUAAGUGAAAAUGCUUUAUUCAUUAAGCAAUACAUAAAGAAUGUAAAUAGAAUAGAUUACUACUGCUGUUGCCAUGAGGAGUGUUCAUCCCUCAACUGUGUUAUCAGUACCCCUGUCUGUACUACUAGUGGAGAAACAGUUACCAAAGGAUUCCAGUCUACAACUUACGACAACAGUAACCAGACAAAUGGUAAAACUGUUUACAGUGGAUCUUCUGAAGCUUAUACAAGGGGAUCUAAUACAACUUUUAAUAGUAGUCCUAUUACAACCCUUAAUAUUAUAUCUAAUGCAACUGUAGAUGGUGGACUGAGUACAACUAUUGAUGGAAAAUCCAGCACAACAAUUAAAAGUGAAGUUACAUUAACAGUGAACAGCACAUUUGAAACAACACAUACAAGUGAAUUUACAUCAACUUAUCCUAAUGGAUCUACUGCAAGAGGUAACCAUGACACUGCAACAACUUAUAAUAGUGAGUCCAAUACAGCAGGAGGCAAAGGAUCAAUGACAACAACUCAUAGGGAACUCAAUGGAACAGUUAACAGUGGCACUACAACUAUAAAUAAUAGAUUGAAUACAACAGCUUAUAAUGGACCUACAAGUAAUAAUACCAUCAAUUCUACUGUUACCACUGGAUCCAUGUCAACCUAUCACAGUGGAUCUGAAACAACGUCUAGAAACAAUAAUAGUGUAACAACCACAAGUGGUUCAAACAAUUCCAGUUAUACUACAGAGUCAGCAAACUUUCCAGAUGAUUUAGGUAAUUUAUCAGACAUGCUCAAUUCCAGUAGUCUCAACGCAUCCACUGUAAAUAGAAUUGUGUCCCAACUAGAAAACCUGUUAACUAAAGAAGUGACGCCUAAUGUUACGAAAACAUUACUUGGUGUCUUGGACUCAUUUUUAAAUGUUAAUGAAACUCUUCUUGGACCGGUCUCGAACAGGUUAAUUAAAAUAGUCGAUCAAAUUGGCUUGCAGCUGACUUUCCCUGGAGAAAACAUUUCACUCACCUCUCAGUCCUUGGCACUGGCAGUGAGCAAAGUUAAUGAAAGCUUUUUCACCGGAACAUCCUUCGAUGUUGAGUCUUCAUCUGACCUACAGGUAUCUUUGGGUUCACAAGCACCUGCAAACAGUGAUGGAUCCAUUCUUCUUCCUGCUUCCCUAAUCAAUGACUUGUCUUCUGAUGCCAAAAAAAACGCUUCCAGAGUACAGUUUAACUAUUAUGCAAAGACUUCAUUUUUCAUGGACCUAUCCCUCUCUGAAAAAAAAUUGGUGAGCAAUGUUAUUUCGUCAAGUGUUGCAAACCUUUCAUUAAAUAAUUUAAGUGAAAAUAUAACGGUGACCCUAAAGACUUCAAAAACAAAUCGCUCAAAUGGAGUGGAGUGUGUAUUUUGGGACUUUAAUAAAAACAGUGGAAGCGGCGGCUGGUCAUCAUAUGGCUGCUCAGUUUAUAACAGAACACACAAUGAAACAGUCUGUAAAUGUAAUCAUCUAACCAGCUUUGGAAUACUGAUGAAUGUAUCACCCAAUGUUUCGUUGAAUCCAAAAGAUCUCUUGAUUUUGACCUUCAUCACAUAUAUUGGGUGUGGUCUUUCAGCAAUAUUCCUCUCCGUCACUCUUGUAACCUACAUAGCCUUUGAGAAAAUCCGGAGGGAUUACCCAUCUAAAAUUUUAAUUCAGCUUUGUGCUGCCCUGGUUUGCCUAAACCUUACAUUUCUCCUCAAUCCUUGGAUUGCACUAUAUAAUGACAUCCCUGGACUCUGUAUCUCUGUUGCUGCAUUUCUGCAUUAUUUUGUUUUGGUAUCAAUUACCUGGAUGGGCCUUGAAGCUUUUCACAUGUAUCUGUCACUUGUGAAGGUCUUUAAUACUUAUGUACGGAAGUAUAUCUUGAAAUUCUGCAUUAUUGGAUGGGGAGCUCCAGCUGUAGUCGUGGCAAUAAUACUUGCCGUUAAUAGAAAUUUGUAUUCUCUCAAAAUAAGUGGAACAUAUCCAAAUGGAUCAGCAGAUUAUUUCUGCUGGGUGGACAACACUGUAUUCUGGAUCACCGUAGUCGGAUACUUUGCUAUAAUAUUCCUGUUGAACAUCAGCAUGUUUGUUGUGGUCCUCAUACAACUGUGUCGCAUCAAGAAGCAGAAACAACUGGGCUACCAGAGGAAGACUACCCUUCAAGACCUGCGCAGUGUGGCUGGAAUUACUUUUCUACUGGGCAUCACCUGGGGGUUGGGCUUCUUUUCAUUUGGUCCUGGGAGAACAGUUAUCAUGUACCUGUUUACUAUAUUCAACAGUUUACAAGGUUUCUUCAUAUUUUUCUUCUACUGUGUAGCCAAGGAAAAUGUCCGCAAGCAGUGGAGGCGUUAUCUUUGCUGUGGAAGAUUCAGGCUUGCUGAAAAUUCUGAUUGGAGUAAAACAGCUACCAACAAACUAAGGAAACAGACUUCAAAACAAGGAGUAUCCAGCAGUUCCAGCAACUCUAUUCAGUCAACCAGUAAUACAAAUUCUACAACAUUACUAGUGUCAAAUGAGUACUCACUGCACCCAAAUACAAAUGGCAAUGUCUAUAAGGAGAAAAAUGGUGUUACCUUUAUGCCGCGGAAUGGUGAGAUGCCACUUCAAGAAUUUGCUGGAAGGCCGUCCAUCAGGAACGGUGAUUUACAACAGAAUUCUUUGAGAAGGACUUCCAAUAGGGGAAGCGUGCAUUUCAUUGAUCAGAUAUAGCUGGAUCUCUUGCUCAUUUGACAUGCCUUGUCUGGGAAUCCUGCACUCUAGAUGUGAGAAUACUAGCGGCUUGUAUAUUUCAACCUUCACUGAACGUAGCUGCCUUGGACUAUCAAGCACAGCUGAAAUUAGUCGCUGUUCCUCUAAUAAACUUAUAUUGGUCUAUAUAUUAGCCAAGUGAAAAGAACUGAGAGGUUUAUAUUGGAAUCCAGGACAUCGACACAGGAAAUAAUGUUUUUAUGCCUUGUUUAGUGCAUUAGCCAUCUUUCUUUACUGUAUUUUUAUAUAUUUAUUUUAUAUAUUAAGUUUAAUAUUAAUUUGCGUAUGAAGACUAGGUGUGCAAGUUGCAUUAAUAGUUUUAAGGGAACCAGUAAUGUUAAUCAUAAA